Messenger RNA from Toxotes jaculatrix (banded archerfish), 2362 nucleotides. Its product is annotated as KH-type splicing regulatory protein. The transcript has 18 exons. Gene Ontology annotation, biological process: regulation of DNA-templated transcription. The record is from RefSeq and is a predicted model, not a curated record. Gene Ontology annotation, cellular component: cytoplasm; nucleus. NCBI's taxonomy places the organism in Eukaryota, Metazoa, Chordata, Actinopteri, Toxotidae. Gene Ontology annotation, molecular function: mRNA binding. The coding region runs from base 133 to 2073 and encodes 646 amino acids.
UGGUUGUGCCUCACUCACAUUGGUGUCCCCCCUUCCUACGUUCCCGUUUAGCCUUCCCGCUUCUGCACAGCUCGACCCGGCUAAAGCCAUCCAGCCUGCCCCUUGUGUGUCUGUUUGCCCCUUGUGAGCAGCAUGUCUGAAUACGGCGCUCUGCCGACUAACGGAGUCGGCGCUGGAAUGAAAACUGACGCGUUUGCUGAUGCUGUACAACGAGCCAGACAGAUUGCAGCUAAAAUUGGUGGAGACGGGGUUCCCUCAGCGAGUAACAACGGAGGAGCUGAGAGUUAUCCAUUCACGGCACAGAAACGAUCCUUGGAAGAAGCAGAUGAACCCAGUGCCAAGAAGGUUGCAUCACAGAGUGAAAGAGAUCCUGCAUUGUCUAUUGGAGCUCAGCUGGCUGCCCUGUCCCAACAAAGUGCCAGGCCCUCCACAAUGACAGAAGAGUACAGAGUGCCUGAUGGCAUGGUCGGUCUCAUCAUCGGCCGAGGAGGUGAACAGAUUAACAAAAUACAACAGGAUUCUGGCUGCAAGGUCCAGAUUGCUCAUGACAGUGCAGGUCUUCCAGAAAGAGGUGUUUCUCUGACAGGGUCAGCAGAUGCCAUACAGAGAGCCAAGGCACUUAUAGAUGACAUAGUGUCCAGAGGUCACGAGUCAACCAAUGGGCAGGCAGGUUCCAUGCAGGAGAUGAUCAUCCCUGCAGGCAAGGCCGGCCUUAUUAUAGGCAAAGGAGGAGAGACCAUCAAACAGCUACAGGAGCGAGCUGGGGUUAAAAUGAUCCUUAUUCAAGAUGGAUCCCAGCCACCAAAUGUAGAUAAACCCCUACGCAUCAUCGGAGACCCCUACAAAGUGCAGCAAGCAAAAGAGAUGGUCAAUGAGAUUCUUCGAGAAAGGGAUCACAGCGGGUUUGGAGAUAGGAACGAAUACGGAUCAAGGAUGGGAGGUGGCAUCGAUAUAGCUGUUCCUCGCCACUCUGUGGGAGUUGUGAUUGGACGUAGUGGGGAGAUGAUUAAGAAGAUCCAGAGCGACACUGGCGUGAAGAUACAGUUUAAACCAGAUGAUGGUACGGGUCCUGAUAAAAUAGCUCAUAUUAUGGGUCCACCAGACCAGUGUCAGCAUGCUGCUUCAGUCAUCACUGACCUGCUACAGAGCAUCCGUGCCAGAGAGGAGGGUGGGCAGGGGGGCCCCUCAGGUCCUGGUUCAGGGAUGCCACCGGGUGGACGAGGGCGGGGUAGAGGCCAGGGGAGCUGGGGUCCUCCAGGAGGAGAGAUGACCUUCUCCAUUCCUGCUCACAAAUGUGGGCUUGUCAUUGGCAGAGGAGGAGAGAAUGUCAAGUCCAUCAACCAGCAGACUGGUGCGUUUGUGGAAAUAUCUCGUCAGCCGCCACCAAACGGUGACCCAAACUUCAAACUCUUCACCAUCCGAGGGUCCCCGCAACAGAUUGACCACGCAAAACAGCUCAUAGAAGAGAAGAUUGAGGCUCCAUUGUGUCCAUUGGGUGGUGGUCCUGGUCCAGGAGGUCCAGGUGGCCCAAUGGGUCCUUAUAAUCCCAACCCAUAUAAUGCAGGGCCUCCUGGUGUUGCUCCCCAUGGAGCUGCACCUGGUGGUCCCCAGUACUGUCCUCAGGGUUGGGGAAAUACCUACCAGCAGUGGCAAGCCCCAGGUCCACAUGACCCCAGUAAAGCAGCAACAGACCCAAAUGCAGCAUGGGCAGCGUACUAUGCACAGUAUUAUGGCCAGCAGCCAGGGGGCGCCAUGGCAGGUCAGACUCCAGGAGCCCCUGUAGCAGCAGCAUCAGGGGAUCAGAGCCAAGCAGCACAAACCUCUGGAGGCCAGCCAGACUACACCAAGGCUUGGGAGGAGUACUAUAAGAAGAUGGGCAUGACCCAGCCAGCUGGAGGGGCAGCUGCUGCUCCAGCUGCCACAGCAGCAGCAGGAGGAGCUGCAGCUGGAGGCCAGCAGGACUACAGUGCAGCCUGGGCUGAGUACUACAGACAGCAGGCUGCCUAUUAUGGACAGGCAGGGCAGGCGCCUGGACAGGCAGCUGCCCAACAGCAGGGACAACAGGCCCAGUAAACGAGUGGGUUGAUCUGUUGGACGGUUGCGAUGGUUCUCUGGACUUGUUUGUUUUUUCUGUCAAGAGAUUUCCUCUUUGGCUUUAAUAAGACAAGAUCAUGGUUUCUCAUCCACCCAGACAUUUUCUAUUCCAAACCUCCUUGUUUGUUUUUUAAAGUCAAAAUUGAAGAAAGGAAAAAGGGAAUACAUUUUUUUCCAUUUGCAUUGAACAAAGCACUAAAUAACUACUUAGGUUACUGUUUGGUCUACCCCUUCACCUCACCCCCACCUUGUAAUACAUCUGAUAAUU